Molecule: messenger RNA, 1119 nt
Organism: Penicillium argentinense
Lineage: Eukaryota; Fungi; Ascomycota; Eurotiomycetes; Eurotiales; Aspergillaceae
Gene: rgsB
Exons: 2
Coding region: 1-1119 (372 amino acids)
Biological process (GO): intracellular protein localization
Cellular component (GO): plasma membrane
Source: RefSeq, a predicted model, not a curated record
AUGGCGUCGCCAGACUCUUUUCUCGACGUGGAGCAGCGCAAUCGCCUGCCCACCCUUUUCGAAGUCCUCAGCCGGCGCACACUGGCUCCGGUCGACCUCUUCUCGUUCUACAUUUACAUGCGCGAUCAGCAACGCUCUGUUGAUUAUCUGGACUUCUGGCUCGAUGUUUCACAGCAUAUGUCCCUUUGCCGUCACUAUGUUCGAGAGUUACGUCGCUCCGUCCUUGUUGCGACACCUGAUAUGGAGAGAGCCGACAGCAAACGAUCUUCUGCCAUGCUAGAGAACUUGGAAAACCUGGGCGACAUCCCGCUGCAGGAGGCUGGACCUUCACGUCUUCCAGCCAAUGAAAAGGAUAGGGACGCCGACCAUCGUCUGUCUGCUUUCCUGCGCUCCGACGCCAAUACCUCGUCGCACUCUCCCCAGAACAGCAUUGGAUCCCAGUCGGCACAUCGCGCCGAUUCAAAUGACCAGCAACCCCGCCCGAGCUCCGGUACCCGCAAUGGGGGUGACUCGAACUCGCCUGGACACACCGUGGCGCGUAAUGAUAUCCGUGCCAGCGCUGAAAAGAUCCUCUACACCUAUCUCCUUCCUGGCUCUGAGCGAGAGAUAAUCUUACCCGAAUCUAUGGUCUCUACCGUGAUUAAUCUAAUUGAAGACGACAACCGUGACGACCCUGAGGUAUUCGACCCCGCCAAAGACUACGUUUUCCAAGCCAUGGAGCGCGAUGCAUUCCCGGGUUUCUUGCAGGCCAAGGCUCUCGGUAACCUCGUCCCCCUCAGUAUUAUCGCUCGCCUGGCUUUUGCCCUCAUCAGCUUCGGAGGCGGUUUCUGGGGUGCUUUCUACGUGGUUCUCCGCAACAAGCCCCGAAACAUACGCUGCUGGGUCAUCCUCCCAUUUGCCGUUGCCGCCUACUUCAUUGUCUCUUAUCAGUACAAGAUCGACCCUGUCAUGGCAUUUAUCGGCUACAGCGAGUACACAUUCAUGAACUGGGCCCCGAUUCGUGAGCCCUACGUCCGCAAGCUACUCAACAAGCGCGCCCUGGUCACUGCGGCCAUCGCCUUCCUGACCGCCGCCGCUCUGAGUAUCCUGUUCAUCUUUGUUCCGGGCACCAUGCUGUAA